AUGAAGUUCUCCACCAUCCUGGCCGCAACCACCGCCCUCCUGACUGGUGUCAACGCCGUACCACGUCUUAUGGAGAUCGAAAGCACCGAUGUUUGCUGGAGGGUCUGCUUUCCGGAGAAGCCACAUUGUCCCGAGGGAUGGCAUGCCAAGAAGUUCGGGCAUUGCCACACUUGCUGCCAUGGCAAAGAAGAAGGUGACGACUCGGUGGCCAGCAAGCUUGACAUGUUUUGGUAG
This is a messenger RNA of Aspergillus caelatus, 234 nucleotides long. RefSeq lists its product as uncharacterized. The record is from RefSeq and is a predicted model, not a curated record. The transcript has 3 exons. Lineage: Eukaryota; Fungi; Ascomycota; Eurotiomycetes; Eurotiales; Aspergillaceae. The coding region runs from base 1 to 234 and encodes 77 amino acids.